AUGGAAAAGUUACCAGUUGAAAUAUUCGAUCUUAUCCUGGCUCAUUUAACACUAACCGAUUGGAAAUGUCUUCGUUUAACAAGUCGAACAAUAUAUAUACGUUUGUCAUCAUUUUCAUCUUAUUCUCAUUUACAUCCAAUUGUUCUUUCACCUAAAUCUUCUUCUGGUAUAACACUACUUGAAAAAGUUACAUCUAUUCAAGGUAUCGAUCAUUUAUCAUUAUCUAAUUUUAAUUUUACUAAUCUUGAUACACUACUUCAAACAUCUGAUUCAUUUCAAUUAUGUUUAAAUAAAUUAACCAGUUUAUCAUUUUCUGGUUGCACAACAUUAAUUGAUUCUCUUAUAUUUUAUAAAUUACUAUCAUAUUGUACAUCAUUAGAAAAACUUGAUUUAAGUAAUUAUAAAUUCUUUUUCUUAUCAAAUAAUUUUUCACAAAAUUUGAAAAUUUAUCCUUCUAUAAAACGACUUAAUUUAAAUGGUAAUAUACAUUUAUCAGAUUAUUCAUUUAAUCAUUUAAUGAAAUCAUUUCCAAAUAUUGAAGCAUUACAUUUACUUGGCAUUCCACUUCGUUCAUCUUUAAAUUCUAGUGAAAAUCGUAUAUUUCUUACAUUUGAAAAUGUUUGUUCAUAUAUUCAACAACAUCAAGAAUGUUUUCAAGCAUUAGCAAUAUCAUUUGAACCAACUCUAUCAUGUGAUACACAAAUAAAACGUUUAUUUCUUACAAUACCAUCGAAAUUAACUUAUUUUCAUAUUGAUGGAACUUUAACAGUAUCAACAUUACUUCAUUUUCUUCUUCUUUUUGAUAAUAAAUUAGAAACACUUGUUGUUGGUCGUCUUGUACUUGAUCAUACUGGUUGUCAACCACUAUUUUCUGCUAUUCAUGAAUAUGCAUCUAAUUUAAAACAUUUAUGCGUAUUUUUAAAUGCACCAAUAAAGUAUUAUGGAACUCAACAACAAAAAAUACGUUUUCCAGUUCUUCAUCCAUCGUCAGAUAUAUCAUUAUCAUCAUUAAAACAAUUAAAUGAUCUUGAUAUCCAAACAUUAUAUCCAUUGAAUGAAAUUGACCUUAUAAAUUUAUUUCGAAAUAGUUUAAUAAAUUUAAAAAAAUUAUCUUUACCAAGAAAUACAACUGAUGAUACUAUUAAAUUUAUAUGUACACAAUCAUUAUUUGUUUCAUCUUUAACACAUUUAAAUUUAAAUAAUUGUCCAUCAUUAACAAAUCAUUCAUUAUUAUUAAUAAAUAAAUAUCUUUUAUCAUUAGAAGAAUUAACUAUAAAUGAUAAUAUUAAUAUAAAUGAUUUUGCUUUUAUUGGUUUAUCUAUAUGUGGUAUUGGUAAAUCAAUUGAAUGGUUAGAACAGAUAAUAAUUAAUCGACAAUUUAUUGAUGAUUUAUCAAUAUGGACAUAUACUAUAACACAUCAAACAUUAUGUAAAUGUCAAUUACCAACUUAUUUAUCAUCAUCAUGUAUUAAACUUCGUUUAAAAGAUUUCAAUUUUGACUAUGAUGAAUCUUCCGAUCGAAUAUUAUCGAUAUUAACUGAACAUAAACUAUUCAAUGAAUAUUUUUCUUCGAUAAAUAAUUUAAAAUAUUUACGAGUACUUAAAUUACAUCAAUGUAUACAAUUAACAAAUCGUUUAUUUCGUUUUGGUAUCCAUUCAUUACCCGAUUUAAAAUAUUUAGAUAUAAGUUUAUGUGACAAAAUUAAUGAUAAAAAUUUAUCAUUAAUUGGUCAAGCUUGUCCAUCAAUUGAAACAAUUGAUUUAACUGGUUGUCAUCAAAUAAGUGAAAAUGGAAAAGUAACUUUAAAAAAACAUGCAAAAAGAGUAAAAAUUAUUGAUUUUUAA
Messenger RNA from Adineta steineri, 1845 nucleotides. The record is from the annotation of a GenBank genome assembly. NCBI's taxonomy places the organism in Eukaryota, Metazoa, Rotifera, Eurotatoria, Adinetida, Adinetidae.